Messenger RNA from Salpingoeca rosetta, 1807 nucleotides. RefSeq lists its product as uncharacterized. Bases 200 to 1657 code for a protein of 485 amino acids. Lineage: Eukaryota; Choanoflagellata; Craspedida; Salpingoecidae. The record is from RefSeq and is a predicted model, not a curated record. Gene Ontology annotation, molecular function: metal ion binding. The transcript is spliced from 4 exons.
AGCAAGCAAGCCAGCGACCAAGCAGUUCAGGCAGUUGAUACCACUACCACUCUACCACUGACCAGUGCUCUCAAACACAAGGCAAACGACAAACAGCGUGCACGACACGGCGCCAGCGGAGAGCGGAAAGCACAGCAGACGAAGAAAGCUUCAGCCUAGCAGCUUCUCACUUCACCUUCUUCGUUCUUGAUAGACAAGCAUGCGACACAACGGCAUUCGCUGCAAGGCUGGAACCAAGUCCCGGUGCACUCGCCCAGCCUGCGGGUUCAUCCACACCGACGAGUUUGACACGGAUUGCAAAAAGGGAUCAGAAUGCAAGCGCGUGGACUGCAAGCACAUCCAUCCAGCACCGCCUUGCCGCAACAGGCCCUGCAAGAACCCACGCCAAUGCUUCUUUCGCCACGCCCGUCCACAAGAGGAGAAUGCCUUCACUGUUGGGCGAUCAAAGGCCAUGUACGCCUCCUACAUUGGACGCAUGGCUCUCAAGGCUGCCGUAGGCUCUGGCUUCCUCGUGCGCGUGGUCCCAAAGGAAACGAAGAUCAUCGUGAAGCAGGCGCCAAGCGUGGCUGCCGACCCCACCGCCCUCAAGGAAGCCACAGCCAAAUGCAGGCAGUUCGUGCACGACCACAUCAAGAUUGAGGCGUACGAGAUUGAGAACCUGGACCGCAACACGCUCAAGCGGUCGGCCGCGUUCCUCCUCGCCAAGGACACGCGCGUCUUCCUCUUCCACACCAGCACCGGCGUCAACAUCGUCUACAGCAGCCGCGACCGCAUGGCCGCUCGCGCUUUGCCCAACGUCAAGGCCCUCCUCACCUCCCUCCGCGAGAACAUUUGCAGCAGUGGUGAUCACGGAGAUGCCUCGCCAGCACGCCGCCAGCGCGCGUGCAGUGACGCAUCGUCAUCAUCACGUUCGUCGGAUAUGGACAGCAUCUCCUCGGGUGGUGUGGCCGAGUGCUGCAUCUGCUUCGACGACGAUGUGCCUGUGGUGGGCGGUGUUCGCUGCUCCACCGGCGAUCACUUCGUGUGCGACGUGUGCUUCGACAGCCUGGUGACAUCUGUUGCCACGCACGACGAGCGCAUGGCCCGCGGCUCCGACGUGUGCUGCCCAACACCGGACUGCAGCAGCACCCCCUUCAAGGCAAAGACGCUCGCCAUGCACGUGGAUGACGACACGUUCCAGGCGUGGAUGAAGCUGAACAAGGACAUAACGGGGCGAAACGUGCGCAAGGAGGAGGAGGCCGCGCGCCAGGCAGAGGAGGACCGGCGCGCUCGCCUGUCGCAGAUGGACCGCGAUGCCGAGGACGCACGCAAACACAUUGUGGAGAACAUCUUCACCCUAAAGUGCCCGCGCUGCAGCGCCGCCUUUGUCGACUUUGACGGCUGCUUUGCGCUCACGUGCGCCCACUGCAAGUGCGGCUUCUGCGCGUGGUGCCUGACAGACCGCGGCAACGACGCCCACCCGUGCGCGGCGCAGUGCGGCGAGAAGUACGGGCGUGGCGGGUACUUUGGCACGCUGCGGGAGUUUGAGCAGCACCAUGUGCGCCGGCGCCAGGCUGAACUGGACACGUAUCUGGGCACUCUGACGCCAGAGGUGCGCGGUCGCGUCGUCACUGCCUGCCGCCGCGACGCACAGGACCUCGGCAUCAAGCUGCAGUGAUGCUGUGCUGUGUGUGUGUGUGUGUGUUUGUUUGUUUGAGUUGGCGGACAUAUGAUUGUCUUCCAUGCUCCGUCGCACCCAUGCCCUUCCUUGCUGUGUGUGCUUUGCGUUUGACAACAACGAAACAGUAAACGACCAUGGAUUUAGGAA